Molecule: messenger RNA, 1312 nt
Organism: Fundulus heteroclitus (mummichog)
Lineage: Eukaryota; Metazoa; Chordata; Actinopteri; Cyprinodontiformes; Fundulidae
Product: ras-related protein Rab-9A
Exons: 2
Coding region: 172-777 (201 amino acids)
Biological process (GO): Rab protein signal transduction; retrograde transport, endosome to Golgi
Cellular component (GO): late endosome; phagocytic vesicle; lysosome
Molecular function (GO): GTP binding; GTPase activity
Source: RefSeq, a predicted model, not a curated record
CGGCGGGUCAUAUGAGCGUCAUCAGCCGCUCUUGUGCUUCACAGCAGCGGGGAGACACGCAGCACCAUGUCGGCGCCGGAUGGUUGAGCUCUGCCAGGAGGAUGGAACCCGCUGGAGCCUCAAAGUGAGCUCCACAAAACAGACCUCCUUAAACCCCAGCCCGCUGCCGCCAUGACCGCCAAGUCCACCCUGCUGAAGGUCAUCCUCCUGGGCGACGGCGGCGUGGGCAAGUCGUCCCUCAUGAACCGCUACGUCACCAACAAGUUCGACUCGCACCUCUUCCACACCAUCGGCGUGGAGUUCCUCAACAAGGAGCUGGAGGUGGACGGCCGGCGCGUCACCCUGCAGAUCUGGGACACGGCGGGCCAGGAGCGCUUCCGCAGCCUCCGCACGCCGUUCUACCGCGGCUCCGACUGCUGCCUCCUCACCUUCAGCCUGGACGACGGGCAGAGCUUCCAGAACCUCUCCAACUGGAAGAAGGAGUUCUCGUACUACGCCGACGUCAAGGACCCGGACGGCUUCCCGUUCGUGGUGCUGGGCAACAAGCUGGACGUCCCCGACCGGCAGGUGUCCGGGGAGGACGCCCGGCAGUGGUGCCGGGACAACGGCGGGCACCCCUACUACGAGACGAGCGCCAAGGACGCCACCAACGUGGCGACGGCCUUCGAGGAGGCGGUGCGGCGCAUCCUGGCGUCCGAGGACAGAGACGAGCCGCUGAUCCACACCAACACGGUUAACCUGCAGAAGAAGACUCGCCCCGAACCCAGCUGCUGUUGAUCCGAGGGACACGGGCUUUAUGGUGGACCUUUUCGCCGAGGCUACCGGCGGCUACUACUGUACAGUCCUAUAUUUUAUGCAUUUAGCUGGAUCAACCUUUUUAAAUCAAUGUUGUUUCUAUUCUCUAACUGUGUGGAGAACAUUGAUGCAUUUUUAGCUACUAACACUACAUGUCGGUCACUUCUACAGCUGUUUAAACCCAAGGGUUUCCCCUCCUCUGUUUGUAUCAGAGAUGCACCCACAGCCCAUAAAACAAACUGAUUUUAAAUACUGAAGCCUAUACAAAAAUCAUUCGUUUUUGCCCGUAGAUGCAGAUGCAGGACCCAGACUGACGUGGGCACUUGCUCACCCCCUCUGGAAAACCAAAUUUUUAUUGUUUAAUUGAGUGAAAAUGUUGAUUGAGUUAUCAUUUCUCUGUGAAAUUAUGUUGAAUGAGUCAUAUUUAUGCUUUUAUUCCAGAUUCGCUCAUAAAGUUGAAUGACUGCAACUUGUAUUUCCUUGUAGAUUAAGUCAUAAAACGUCUUGCUAAAUGAGA